Messenger RNA from Dermacentor albipictus, 2877 nucleotides. RefSeq names its product UV-stimulated scaffold protein A-like. NCBI's taxonomy places the organism in Eukaryota, Metazoa, Arthropoda, Arachnida, Ixodida, Ixodidae. Gene Ontology annotation, molecular function: RNA polymerase II complex binding. Gene Ontology annotation, cellular component: chromosome. Gene Ontology annotation, biological process: transcription-coupled nucleotide-excision repair; response to UV. The record is from RefSeq and is a predicted model, not a curated record.
CGCCAUCCAUCCACCCGUCCAUGUUUGUUAUUGCAGUGCUUGCUCUCGCGUGUUUUACGAAGACGUUUCUCGGUUCCCAGCGCUUACUUCUUUUUGUGGCCAAACAACGCGCAUUCGGCGCUUGCUCGGUUGCAUUGAAUUUUAGGGUGAAACGUUUAAAGAUCAAUAAUGGCACAGGGAAACUUAGAGCUUUGUAAAGUUAUCGACACGCUGACAUCUUCGGCACCAGUACACGUUAAAAACGAGUGCAUGGCGAAACUGAAGCUGUUUUGUCGUUCGUCAGAUCGUAUGUUGAAGGAAGCCUGUGCCUUGCUUAAAGAGAGGCUGGAGGAGGACGACGCCGAUGUCCGUUUAGACACGCUUGCUGUCAUCCAUGAACUGUUCACGAGGUCGCACUUGUUUCGGACAUUGAUCUUGGAAGAUUUUCAGAGAAUUCUGGCACUGCUUGUCGGAACAAACAUAGACCUACCGCUUCCCGGAACUCUGGCAGCGUCCAAGAAGUUACAGGAUAAAUCCUGGGAAACGAUCGAAAAGUGGAACGAGAAAUUCGGCGCUAGCUACAAAAUCCUUUCCCUAGCCGUGGAAUAUUUGAAGAGCCGUAAACAGAAGAUGCAACAACCAGAACAGCAGCCUGCCUGGUCUCGAAGGCUUCUUGCUGAGAUUUCUGAGCGGACACCAGACAUGCAACUCAGUGUUACACAAAUGGAAAACUGCUUUCGUUUGUUGGUGCCCAGUGAGACGGAAGAAGAGGCAGGCAAGGAAUCUGCACCAGCCACAUGUCCAUUGCCAGGAACAUCAUUAGCCGAGCGUCUAAGAGACCAUGCCGUGCCUCUUACAUUCAACCUGGAAAUAGAAUUGUCACGAAAAGUAAAUGUGCGGAAGACAGCAGACAAUGAAGAAGUCCUGGACACUCUGCGACGGCUCGACAAAGAGCUGAUGGAGGCAUUCUUUCCAAUGGUUAAAAAGUGGCUUAAAGGACUGGCCAAGAUUAACCAUCCAAUAGAAGUACUGAGGAACACAAUUGACCUUAAACACCGCAUUGAAAUUGUGCACGAGAAGUUUGAAGAGUUGAAUGUGGGAUCUGAAGACUCCUCUGACAGUGAACUUGAAGAGGUGCCAGAAAAAGAAGGCUAUGAACCUGUGGUUCCUGCUGGCAGGCGGGCUGAGUAUGGCCUCAGACCUAUAGAGAAAAGGCCAAAAGUGAACAUGCCAGAUAAAGCCUCUCGGUGCAAGAAACCUGAGGAAGUGUCUGACCCAACUUCUCGAGAGGCGCAGCUGCUGAGGCUUAACAGGGUGCUCGGCAGUGAAAGCAGCAGUGAUGAGUAUGUCUUCUGGCACUUGUUAUGUAUUCUAUAUCGUACACAUUCCCUUUGUCUCCUUUCUAGUGGCAAGCCAACUAGCAAGAUUGUACCCAGCACUAAAGACCUCGAAGAGGCUGGUCCGAGCACAUCCAAUAGUGCGCCAGUACGGAACAUUGACCUGGACUUGAUUUACUGGGAACAAGACAAGAUUGAAAAAGAAGCAGGCAGUGGCUUCAGUGACCUGAACUGUGUUUGGAAAGGGACCUCCAAGGAUGAUGAUAAUGUGAAAGCACAGGCAUUGCCAUUUCGGGAGAGGCACAUAGAAUUCAGUGGGACAUUUGAGCCGGUAAAGUGGGCCUGCCGUGCACCACUUCCUAGUGGCAAAUUAUGUCCUCGUCGUGAUCGGCUGAAGUGCCCUCUGCAUGGCCCAAUUGUGGCCAGGGAUGAGCUUGGCAAUCCACGGGAUCCAAACCUGGCACAGCAAACACCAAGUGUGCCUGAGUGGCAAGAUCCCCAGCUGCUCCGGGACCUGGAGGCAGCCACAGGUGUCCAGCUCCACGUAGGCCGACCAGUGCGGCAGCAGCACAGUCGUCGCCGUCCAGUAACCAGUGCUAGGCAGCGUCUUGAAAAGAAGGUCUUCAACAAACGAGCAGCAAAAAGAGUGGCCGAAUCGAUGGAUGCCAUCGACAGCAAGAAGUUCAGUGACAAGUUUGGGCACCAGUGGAACUAUGCACUAGGGACAUGAGAGAAGCUAACCCCUUUUGAAUGUUAGGCGUGUAUUUUUGUGUACAUUGUGAAAUUGGAUGAAGAGGCCAAUUAAAGUCUGUACAUGCAUGAGCAUAUGCUGCAAAACACCUUAUGCAUUUCUAAGUUGGUGCUGAGCAUGACCUCAGCACUUGUGUGGUUGUUGUGAAGGCACAGUGAUGCUGAGCACAUCAAUAUGGAAAAUAUGAGUUGGUAUGCUAUAAGAUUGAAGUGGCCUCUGGUAAAGCACUGUCUUGGUGACAACUUCUGCAUACUUUGAAAAACUUCUUGAGCAGCAUAGUUUGUUCAAGAGCUAGUGGGCUACUGUGGCAAUAAAUUUAACUUUGAGCUCUAAUAGUUGAUUCCAUAUGCAACAAUUACAAUUGCUUGUUUAAUUAAGCUUGUUGAGAUUGUGGUGUAACUACUAUGUUUUUCAAUGAACACAUAUGAUGAGGCUCAUUGUUGUCUCAUCUUUACAGGCUCCUUUAUCACAAGGAACUGUUGGGAUUGGUUCUGAUCAAAUAUGAGGUGUCUUUUGCUGACAUAUGUUCUGCCAUUAUGGCCUGUGUAUAGGUGGAAAUACAACAAUACUUAUUCAAAUGUGUAUCAGAGAAAGAACUGCUGAUGCUUGUAAAACAAAUGAGUUGUUUCUUGUACUGUGCCUUUGCUAUCCAUAUCAAAUAUGUGAAAACAAAAGCUUCAUUGAUGCAGUUUCAAAUGUAAUGCUGUUCUGGUUGUGAAUCUGUCUAGUAAAUUUCCUAUAUAUAGUCUCCUUAGAGAAUGAUAGAAUAACAAGGCAUUCAAGAAUAAAUUCACCAGUUUUGUUUUUAUA